AAAACAUUAAAUUUUUAUACAUCACUUCAUUACAAAAGAUUUUUAUUGAUUAAUUUUAAUUAAACUUAAGUAGCUAUUAACAAUACAUAAAGAAAAUCAAGUACGACUGUUUGUUUGCUUAUAUCUAAAGUGACAGAUUUUACGAUAGACAAGACAUUUCAUUUACUUACACAAAUUGAAUAACAGCAUGAAUAUACCAUUUCCAAUAUUAACUCCACGGUUAAUAGACUCAAAAUGGUUUAAUGCAGAUAGCCCGUGCGAUGAAGAACAAGAACUGUCGGCGUUAGAACAAGAACAUCAGCAAUGGCUAAAUUCAAUUGGGCAGCAGUAUAUGAAGCGUGCUCCACUUGGCAAAACUGACCCAGAACCAAUGGAAGAAGAAGCAGACACUGACGAGGAGGAAGGAAAUGAUGAAUCAGAUGAAUCGGAGGAAUCCCAUGAUGAGGAUGAAGAAGAAGAGCUCAGGACUUCAUAUUCCCCUGCAAGAAAUAACAAUGAACUUGAACCUGACAGUUUAGAUGAUCUCAAUGAUGCACCUGACCCGGACUUGAUUGCAUCUGACCAGAGUGCUAUGUAUUAGUUUCUUAAAAGUAUUUAAAAAACAGACUGUGUAACGUGAUACAGACUUAACUCUCACUGAAGAUGUAUUAUUUUGAUGAGUCAUCCUAAAUUGAUAUUAAUUACCUAUUUAUUUAUUUGGUCAAUAGUUAAACUGAGUAAACUUUGCUUUGGACUGUUGAGGGGUUAUAGAAAAACAUAACUUCUGGGAUUUAGUCUGCAUAUUGUAUAUACAUUUAUAUGGAAAAUAAGAAGAACCACAAGUUUAUGGAAGAGAUCCCACUUAGGGAUAAGCUCGACUUUGUACUGUACUACUGUUUUAUAUUUGUAAUGUAAUCCUUAAGUGAACUUACUUACUUUAUUAAUUUCUUUUAGGAUUCUAUUGAGUUGUAUUAUCAUCCACAUUCCGUAAAUUGAUAAACUUAUAGAACUCACAUGUGAAAUAAUAUGAAGCAUUAUCUUCAUAUUAUUUCACCGUCUUCAUCUUAAAGUAUUAAACACUCACUGAAUAUAUCUAUGUAAAGCCAAACAACUUAAGAGAUUGGAAAUUAGAUAUGUAGGUUCCUAAUGUGGUCCAUAAUGCACUAAGAUAGAAUAUCUCAAAAUACCCACAAACUUGAAUUAUGUAACAAAAUUUUUUUUUCUUGCGGGUGGAAUUUUGGGUAUAGUCUUGUUCUAUUAUUUGCUGUUAGUCAUCAAUAUGUUUUAUUAUAAAGCCCUACUACAAAAUUAUAAAUGCUUAAGUAACUCUGUCUAUUACGCUUUCACCCCUAAUUCAAAAUUUU
Molecule: messenger RNA, 1343 nt
Organism: Amyelois transitella
Lineage: Eukaryota; Metazoa; Arthropoda; Insecta; Lepidoptera; Pyralidae
Product: anaphase-promoting complex subunit 15B
Exons: 3
Coding region: 188-580 (130 amino acids)
Biological process (GO): regulation of mitotic cell cycle spindle assembly checkpoint
Cellular component (GO): anaphase-promoting complex
Source: RefSeq, a predicted model, not a curated record